AAUAAUGAAGCCAUGCCUAAAACAAUCAACAAUUUUCCCCAUGUACCAGUUUCAUUCAUAAUUUUCGUUCGUUGCAGCUGGCAAUGCUGUCGUGCGCUCAUCGCUCUCCCAAUUGGAAAUCAAAUCUCAACGAAUACACACAACGAAAUUUACGUUUGCUUUAUGCAGUCUGCCAUCUUUGAUUUUCACAGUCUGCGGACGAACGUGUCGAUUUUUUAAGUGUAGAAAUGUUUGAUAGGCACAGAUUUUCAGCAAUUUGAAUAACUGAAUUUUAAAAGUGUAGAGUAUUUGCCGAAACAUGCACUUAUGAAAAAUUGUAUAUCGUUUUUUGCAGUGCGAUAGUUGUUUACAUGAGUUCUUUUCUGCUGCCGUGGUAAUCAAUUUCCAAUUGAAUACAACCUGCUGGUAAAGGAAAGAAAAUAAAAAGCUGGUUAAAUGAGAUGAAUUGCGAAUAUAUAAACUGAGAUUUGAUUGACCAAGUCCCUGAAAUAUAGCGAAAUUUAAGGAAGUAACUUUGGUCCUUUGUUGGUUUCUUAGCAAAAAUGGAUAUGAUUGCAACAAAGGCAGCACCCGAUUCGCCUCCCAACUCGUCAAGCCCCAGCACAUCUACAGCUCAACCAUCUGCUACUGCUACUGGCACUAAAUCAGCGAUGCUGGUGCAUCUGACCACCGAUGGUGUUCCCAAAUUGCACUGUCCUAUUUGCGACAAGGCGCUAGUAUCCCUCAGUGGUUAUGUAAAGCAUGUAAAGAAACAUGAGCCACCAGGUGGCUUCAUCUGCCGUUAUUGCGAUGGACGUUUCUGCUCCGAUGAUGAAUUGAAAAAGCAUCGCGCUGAAGUACAUACAACGAUUAUAUGCCGUCUCUGUACUGAAGUGACAUUUACCAACGAAAAUGACUAUCGCGAACAUAUACGCAUUUUGCACGAUGGCAUCGACAGAGAAAUGUUCAAGUGUGACAAAUGUGGUGCAGUAUAUAAAACGCUGUAUCCAUUCAAACGCCACAUGGAGACAGAAUGUGGUACAAUCAAACCGUACAAGUGUGAACAAUGUUCGAUGAGUUUUGUAACCAAAUACAAUCUCAAGCAACACAAGGUGUUACAUACGGGUGAGCGUAAAUAUUGCUGUAGCUAUUGUGGCAAGAACUUUUUACAAAAAGGACGACUUGUCGAACACGAGCGUUCGCACACUGGCGAAAAACCACAUAAAUGUGAUGUCUGUGGCAAAUGUUUUGCACAUCGCGAGAGCAUUGUUACGCAUUCCUCGAUACAUACGGGCAUUCGUUUAGUGGAGUGUAAAUGUUGCCUUACACGUUUCUCAUGUCAUUCGAAUUUAAUCAAACAUCGACGUACACGCCCCGACACAUGCGGAUUACCGGAAUUCGAUCCUCCUAAGCAACGUUUGCGGACACAUUGCCUAAGAAUACCGCCAACUCUUAAUCCUACCUCGGAAAUAAAAGUAAGCAAUUCUAACCGUGUAAUCAAACCGGACCAUAAGGCGCAAUUGCGCAAACGGCCUAAAAAAGAGCUUAAAAAAGUUCAACGGACAAAAUCAACAGCACGUAAAAGUACUGCUACAGGGCCCGGAGCUAUAACAGAAGAAAGAGUUACAAAUUUAAUAGAUGGUUUGGGCGGUGUUACAAAGUUAGAAAAGGAAUCGAGCAAAUAUGCUUCGGACUCUGACGAAGAUUAUCCAGGCUUCGAUCCAGCCGAUAGUGACAGCGAGUAUGAGUAUAAAGCUGAUGUAAAGUCAUCACUUACGAAAGAGGCGAGCAUAAAAGAAGAGAAUGGCAUACAAAUAGUCAACGAAAUAGACGACGAGCACUCAUUUGAAGACGACGAACUUGAAUUCAUUGAUUCUCGACGAUUUGUUGAUGGCGAACUCGGCAUAAAAUCAGAGAACGACGAUAAGGUUAAACUACUCGAUUGUUUAUUGAAUGACGAUGUUGUAAAGAAUGGUUCAACGCGUAGAAUAACGAAAACGGAGCCAGCUAGUCUACAAGAGACUGAACUGGUUUUUGUCAAAAAUGAGAACGAUGUCAAUUAUGCAGAGGAGGAGGAUAUUUUAAAUAUUGAUCAUCCUGACAAUUCAAUGAUACCGCCAUGUAAAAUCACGCUCAUAGACGUUUGUCAACGCUAUCCAGCUCUUAAAGGCGAUUCAAGCGUGAUAGUUGCACGAAAUGCCGCAUCCUUCCCCCGUCCGAAGAAACGAUCUUCUGCUAAAGGCCGGAAUAUGCGUUUAGACGUCGACGAUCGGGUGAAGGUACCAAAAGCGAAAAUACGCCAGUCCAUUGAAAAUAAUAAACCAACGAAUUCCGAAACCGAUGAAAAUGCAGAACACGCGUUCACUGGUGGUGUUGGUGAGGAAAAAGGAGAGAUGCCCUUUUUUGGUGAUGAUGGCCAGGAAAAUCUACAAAAUGGUGAGAUUGGCGAAGAAAACUUAGAAAACGUUUAUUUUAGUGAUGAAGGUGAUGCAAAAGAAGAAAUUAUGUCUCUUGGAGUUGAUGAUGCAUAUGUUGGUAAUAGUAGUGUAAAUGAUGAAGAAGAUAUGCUGCAAGAAAUCAAUUCCCAAUUGAGCCUCCAUGAACACAAAGAGCAAGAUAUAAAGAAGCAAAAGCGUGGACGCAAACGACGCAAAUUAUCAAAAAAUACUACUGUAUCGAAUUCUGCCGAUGAAAAUGGAGAAACCCAGGGCAAAAUACGUAAAUCAGGGCGCAUGGCUAAAUUGUCUCAGAAAGAAUUAAAAGCGCGCUUAAAACAGACAAAGCGUGCAGAAAAGCCUUGGCAAUGCCCUUACUGCAUAAAAGUAUAUCACAUACGCAAACCAUUUGAAAAUCAUUUACGCGUCGAUCAUAAACGGCCGGAAGAAGAACUUAAGGAAAUGUUUAAAUCUGAAGAAGCAGUAAUAGAUGACGGAGAAGUUUUUAAGUGCCAUAUAUGCCACAAAAUAUAUUUGAUGGAAAAGCGUUUGACUAACCAUAUAGAAAUGCAUGGUCCUGAUGGCAGCUUGACCUUUAAAUGCCCCUGUUAUUGUUCGCUAUAUUUCGCUACAAAAGAGGAUGCAACAGCACAUGCGCGCAAAGAGCAUCGCGAUUUGAUUUAUUGUAAUAUUUGCGAAAAAUAUAUGACUGGACAUGAUUCGCUUAAAAAUCACAUGCGAAAACAUGAGCAGGAGAAGGAUAGCAAGUCUUUAUCGAAACGAAAUUUCGUGUGUGAUAAAUGUGGAAAGAAAUUUUCUGGGCGCACGUCCCUAACUGAUCACGUACGCUCUGAUUGUGGACGCAAACCACUUUAUGAGUGCAAUAUAUGUGGCAAGAAUUUAACAACCGCGGGUAUAUUAAAAACUCACCUGCUGCUGCAUAAAGAUGACACCCCCUAUCAGUGCGAUAAAUGCGGCAAGACAUUCAAAGUAAAAGCUCAAUACAAGACGCAUUUAAAAACGCGGCACACCGAUUAUAAGCCUUUCACGUGUCAUUUAUGCCCCAGAGCAUAUCCCUACCGCGAGUCGCUGCUCACUCAUAUGACCGUGCACACGGGCAUCAAACGUUUCCUCUGCAAUGGGUGCGGCAAGCGCUUCACUUGCGUCUCUAAUUUGCAAGCACAUCGAAAGGUGCAUUCAGAAACGUGUGGUCAACUUCCAUUAAACGCGAAGGCAACACAGUAUAUGGGCGUACAAAAGGGAAAUCUAUUAUUGGGCGCAAAACCGGAAGCCGGUGUUGAUUAUAAGGAAACCAACACGCUGCUAGCAAAAGAAGUAAUUGAUCGCGAUCGGCCAAUUACACAGGAAAUUAAUUAUCCCUCAGAACCAUCAGCGCCUUUGGCAACUGUGCCACUGAACUACACUCAGUCUACAACACAUUUGUUGCUGCCGCAAGUUGUAUCACACUACACAUGAGAUGUCAUCAACGGCAACAGCAUGUCCUUGAUAGAGUAAAAUAGUGUAUUAAAUUAACUAAAAACAAAAUGUCUACUAUCGAUUACUCAGUUUCUUUUAAAGAGCAGUUCAUUUAUUUGCAUUAAGCAUAAAAUAAGACUUAUCGAUAUAUUUCUAAAAAUUUAAUAAGUCAUGAUUUCAGUUAUAAACACCAUUUAAAAUCUAAAUU
Molecule: messenger RNA, 4098 nt
Organism: Rhagoletis pomonella (apple maggot)
Lineage: Eukaryota; Metazoa; Arthropoda; Insecta; Diptera; Tephritidae
Gene: zf30C
Exons: 7
Coding region: 543-3890 (1115 amino acids)
Biological process (GO): regulation of transcription by RNA polymerase II
Cellular component (GO): nucleus
Molecular function (GO): RNA polymerase II transcription regulatory region sequence-specific DNA binding; DNA-binding transcription factor activity, RNA polymerase II-specific
Source: RefSeq, a predicted model, not a curated record